Tetrahymena thermophila SB210 is the source of this 291-nucleotide messenger RNA. RefSeq lists its product as hypothetical. Lineage: Eukaryota; Ciliophora; Oligohymenophorea; Hymenostomatida; Tetrahymenidae. The transcript has a single exon. The record is from RefSeq and is a predicted model, not a curated record.
AUGGAUGAUUAAAUUGAACUUGAAAACGGUGACUAAUACAAAUUUAGCAUUUAAAUACCUAGAUUGAAUCAAUAGUUUGACGCUAAUAUUGAAAAAUAGCUAACUUUAGGUGAAUUUUUUGAAGCUAUUGCAGAAUUAGUUAGUACAGAUGUUAAAUCAGUUAGAUUGAUGUAUAAUGGCUAAAGAAUAAGUAAUGAUUCUAAUAAAAGAGUAGGAGAUGAGUUCUAAAGUUGUGAUUCAUCUAAAAUAGAAAUUAUAGUUUUUACUGAAAGCUAAGGAGCAUCAAGCUGA